This is a messenger RNA of Loxodonta africana (African savanna elephant), 612 nucleotides long. RefSeq names its product NADH:ubiquinone oxidoreductase subunit B6 (gene NDUFB6). Lineage: Eukaryota; Metazoa; Chordata; Mammalia; Proboscidea; Elephantidae. The transcript is spliced from 4 exons. Gene Ontology annotation, biological process: mitochondrial ATP synthesis coupled electron transport; mitochondrial electron transport, NADH to ubiquinone. The coding region runs from base 117 to 503 and encodes 128 amino acids. The record is from RefSeq and is a predicted model, not a curated record.
CCCCGCGCCACUCCCAGGUGUCCUCGCAAGGUCGCUUUGCCGAGCGCGAGCGCGCGUAAGGGACAAGCCCGUGCGUCGGGGACGGGCCAUCCUUGUCCCUUGAUACCAGCGGUGACAUGUCGGGGUACACGCCAGACGAGAAAUUGCGGCUGCAGCAGCUGCGAGAGCUGAGGAGGCGAUGGUUGAAGGACCAGGAGCUGAGCCCUCGGGAGCCGGUGCUGCCUCCGCAGAGGGUUUGGCCUGUUCAGGUGUUCUGGAAUAAAUUUUUGCAGAAGCCGUCCCCCUGGAGGCACGCGCUGUUUAAGGUAUACCGACACAGCGUUUUUGCUUUUACUUAUGUACUUAUACCGGCCUGGAUUAUUCAUUAUCAUGUCAAAUAUCAUGUGAACGUAAAACCAUAUGCCUUUGUUGAAGGGAAGCCCAGAAUAUUCCCAGGUGAUACAAUUCUGGAGACUGGAGAAGUAAUUCCACCAAUGAAAGACUUUCCUGAUCAACAUCAUUGAAGAUUACUUAAACAUUUCAAAGAUUUAUGAGCCCAAGUCCUAUAAUACCAUAUUUACUGAGUAAUAUUUUCUGGAAAAGUAACUUUAAUAAAGUAAACUUACAAGUUUA